This is a messenger RNA of Lagopus leucura (white-tailed ptarmigan), 1979 nucleotides long. RefSeq names its product cytochrome P450 2K6-like. Lineage: Eukaryota; Metazoa; Chordata; Aves; Galliformes; Phasianidae. Gene Ontology annotation, molecular function: oxidoreductase activity, acting on paired donors, with incorporation or reduction of molecular oxygen, reduced flavin or flavoprotein as one donor, and incorporation of one atom of oxygen; heme binding; iron ion binding. Gene Ontology annotation, cellular component: intracellular membrane-bounded organelle; cytoplasm. The coding region runs from base 185 to 1669 and encodes 494 amino acids. The record is from RefSeq and is a predicted model, not a curated record. Gene Ontology annotation, biological process: xenobiotic metabolic process. The transcript is spliced from 9 exons.
CCCAGUAGAUAUUUUAUGAGGGUAAAAUUGAGGAGAGUUGUCACUUCCAACAUUUCUGAGAAGUGGAGCUCAUCCCUCAACUUCUACACCUCUUGGUGCAGAAGUGCCAUUAUUGCUUGAAAGAGCUUCAGGUAGAAGCUUGCUUGAAUUAUCUUCUCUUCAGUUCAGCUUUUGCUGAAAGGCAAUGGAUUGGGCCAGCCUUGUUCCUGUGGGCUUACUGUUCAUCCUAAUUCUCCUGCUGAUUCUGAAAACACAACAUUUCUGGAGGAGCCAAGUGAAAUUCCCCCCAGGACCGCAGCCUUUACCCAUCAUUGGAAAUCUGCACAUGAUGGACCUAAAGAAACUUGGCCAGACAAUGCUACAGCUUUCUGAAACGUAUGGCCCAGUCUUCACAGUUCAGCUGGGACUGAGGAAAGUGGUGGUGCUGUCAGGAUAUGACACAGUGAAGGAAGCUUUGGUGAAUCAUGCGGAUGCAUUUGCUGGGAGGCCUAAAAUACCAAUCAUAGAAAAAACAGGAAAAGGAAAAGGAGUUGUAUUUUCUCGUGGAGAAAACUGGAAAGUGAUGCGAAGAUUUACUCUUACAACCUUACGAGACUUUGGGAUGGGAAAGAAGGCCAUAGAAGAUCAUGUUGUAGAAGAGUACGGAUACCUGGCAGACGUAAUUGAGUCACAGAAAGGGAAGCCCCUUGAGAUGACUGAGCUGAUGAAUUCUGCUAUUGCUAAUGUCAUUGUGUCCGUAUUGCUUGGAAAGCGGUUUGACUACGAAGACCCCAUAUUCAAAAGGCUUGUGUCACUGAUGAAUGAAAAUAUGAAGCUUUUUGGAAGUCCAUCAGUGUCGCUGUACAAUAUGUUCCCCAUCCUUGGAUUCUUCCUGAAGGACAAAAAGAAUUUUCUUGAGAAUUUAAAAGAAGUCAACAAUUUUAUCAAGGAUACUUUCACAAAGUAUCUCAAAGUCCUGGACAGAAAUGACCAGAGGAGCUUCAUUGAUGCUUUUCUUGUCAGACAACAAGAGGAGAAUGGAAAUGAAAAUACAUUUUUUGAUGAUGUAAACUUAAUUGAGGUCGUGAGAAAUCUGUUCAUAGCUGGCAUGGAUACCACAGCCACCACUUUGCGCUGGGGCCUUCUGCUCAUGAUGAAAUAUCCUGAAAUUCAGAAAAAAGUCCAGGAAGAGAUAGAUCAAGUGAUCGGAUCAAACCUCCCAAGAACCGAGCACCGAACUAAAAUGCCAUACACAGAUGCUGUUGUGCACGAAAUUCAGAGGUUUGCUAAUAUCCUGCCAUUGAACUUGCCUCAUGAGACUACCAUGGAUGUCGCUAUCAAAGGCUAUUUCAUUCCCAAGGGAACCUAUGUCAUCCCCUUGCUCAACUCUGUCCUGCAAGACAAAACCCAGUGGGAGAAACCGUGCUCCUUCUACCCUGAGCAUUUCCUCAACUCGGAGGGGAAGUUUGUAAAGAAGGAUGCUUUCAUGCCUUUUUCAGCAGGGCGGAGGAUCUGUGCUGGUGAGACUCUUGCCAAAAUGGAGCUCUUCCUUUUCUUCACCAGCCUUCUGCAGAGGUUCACCUUCCAGCCUCCUCCUGGAGUUUCCCCCUCAGACCUGGAUCUCUCUGCCACCACUAGGUUUGUCGUUGCCCCAGUCACUCAUGAGGUCUGUGCAGUGUCACGUUCCUAGGGACUUUUAUCAGCUGCCUUCUUUUCCUGGGACACUCAGAUGAAAUAUCUCAGUUCACCUCUAUUCCCACCAGGCAAGCCUGGUACUUCUGAAGCUAGUAGGUGAUUUCUUGCCCAGGCACACCUUGACUCGUAGCAAGAGGUGUGUCACCCACCAUUCCAAAAGUUCGCAGUCCUGACCUUCUGCCACUCAUUGAAUAAGCAAAUUGAUGGUCCCUGUGAGGAUGAAUGAGUCCAUUCCGCAUGUUCCCCUCAAGAAAAGAGCCUGGGACCAGACUGUGCUGACUCUGUGUCCAGAGCUCAUGGGGUGU